Messenger RNA from Scylla paramamosain (green mud crab), 831 nucleotides. RefSeq names its product jerky protein homolog. Gene Ontology annotation, molecular function: DNA binding. Bases 1 to 831 code for a protein of 276 amino acids. The record is from RefSeq and is a predicted model, not a curated record. The transcript is spliced from 3 exons. Gene Ontology annotation, cellular component: nucleus. Lineage: Eukaryota; Metazoa; Arthropoda; Malacostraca; Decapoda; Portunidae.
AUGAAAGCCACCAACACCCCAAAGACAGCAGUCAGCCACCAACACCCCAAUCGUCACACACUGCAGUAUUAUCGUGGUGAAAUGAUGGACAAAGUGUUAUAUGAGUGGUUCAGCUUGAAAAGAUCAGAAGGAGUCACAAUUACAGGCCCAAUGCUACAAGAGAAAGGGCGUGAUUUAGCUGAGAAGAUGGGCGAGGAAGGGGCAUGCCAGUUCUCUGAUGGCUGGCUCCACAGGUUCAAGGUUCGUCACGGCAUAAGGAAGCUGAACAUCUCGGGAGAAUCAAAAUCUGGCAACUUACCCUCGGCUGAAGAGUUUGUCGACAGGUUUGCGAAGAUAGUUGAGGAGCAUAACCUGACGUCUGAGCAGAUUUACAACACUGACGAGACUGGCCUGUUCUACCGCUGUCUGCCAAGAACCACACUUGCAAGCGAGUCGGAGGGAGACGUGAAGGGAUUCAAACAGAGCAAGGACAUGCUGACAGUUCUGUGCUGCGCUAACAUGGCUGGUACGCACAAAGUCAAGUUGUGCGUGGUUGGCAAGCACAAGAAGCUGCGCUGUUUUAAGAACGUGAAUUACCGGCCUGUCGAUUAUCGUAACCAACGAAGUGCUUGGAUGACAGCUGAAAUUUUUCUUGACUGGUUCAAGCAUUGCUUUGUGCCAUCUGUCAAGGAAAAUCUGAAGAAAAAUGGUCUCCUAGAGGACAUAUUGUUCCCCUUGCUAACCAAGUUCAAAUUUGAUGCUAUGUGCCAUAUUUACCUAAUACACCACUUUGCCACUACCCAUGCAGUGCAGCGGCAUAGCAAAGGACCACCCACCAUCCCAGGACACUAG